Molecule: messenger RNA, 5547 nt
Organism: Oryctolagus cuniculus (rabbit)
Lineage: Eukaryota; Metazoa; Chordata; Mammalia; Lagomorpha; Leporidae
Gene: ZEB1
Product: zinc finger E-box binding homeobox 1
Biological process (GO): regulation of transcription by RNA polymerase II; anatomical structure development
Molecular function (GO): DNA-binding transcription factor activity, RNA polymerase II-specific; RNA polymerase II cis-regulatory region sequence-specific DNA binding
Source: RefSeq, a predicted model, not a curated record
AAAAAAAAAAAAAAUGCAGCACCACGGGGCCAUGGGCGUCUCGCGGACAGGUCGCGCGCGCCGCCCCCGCGCCCGGUGUCCCCGGCGGCGGCUCGGGUGGGCAGUCGGCGGUGCGUGUGCGGGGGGCGGGGGUCUCCCGCGCAGCGCAGGGGCAGGUGCGGGAGGCCCUCCCCCGGCAGGAGCAUGCCCGCGCCGGCGUGGGUCGGGGGGCUGCGCGCUAGGUGGGACCGCGAGGUGGCUGCCGGCGUUCGUUCGUCAUCGCGGAGCGGCGAGCUGCCGCCGCCAGGAAGGGAGCCCGGGCGGCGACGGCGACCUUAAUUUCCUGUCGCAGCGCGCCGGCGGUCGGUGGAGGUGGCUUUUAUGAGAGUUACAAACUACAAUACUGUGGUGGAAACGAAUUCAGAUUCAGACGAUGAAGACAAACUCCAUAUCGUGGAAGAAGAGAGUGUCGCCGAUGCGGCGGACUGUGAAGGCGGUGUGCCCGAGGACGAGCUGCCGGCAGAGCAGACGGUGCGGCCCGGGCGCGGGGAGCGAGAAGGCGCCUCCCAGAACUGCUGGGAGGAUGACGCAGGAAAGGAAGGGUCAGAAACCCUGGGGCCUGAAGCUCAGGCCGAUGGAGCAGGAUGUACAGUAAAAGAAGACGAUUGUGACUCGGAUGCAGAAAAUGAGCAAAACCAUGAUCCUAACGUUGAAGAGUUCCUGCAACAACAAGACACGGCCGUCAUCUAUCCCGAGGCGCCUGAAGAGGACCAGAGGCAGGGCACACCAGAAGCCAGUGGUCAGGAUGAGAAUGGAACACCAGAUGCAUUUUCCCAGUUGCUCACGUGCCCAUAUUGCGACAGGGGCUAUAAGCGCUUUACCUCUCUGAAAGAACACAUUAAAUAUCGCCAUGAAAAGAACGAGGACAACUUCAGUUGCUCCCUGUGCAGUUACACCUUUGCCUACAGAACCCAACUGGAGCGUCACAUGACGUCACACAAGUCAGGACGAGAUCAAAGACAUGUGACACAGUCUGGGGGUAAUCGUAAAUUCAAGUGCACUGAAUGUGGAAAAGCUUUCAAAUACAAACACCACCUAAAAGAGCACUUAAGGAUUCACAGCGGAGAGAAGCCAUAUGAAUGCCCAAACUGCAAGAAACGUUUUUCCCAUUCUGGUUCCUAUAGUUCACACAUAAGCAGUAAGAAAUGUAUCAGCCUCAUGCCUGUGAAUGGGCGGCCAAGGACAGGAAUCAAGACGUCUCAGUGUUCCUCGCCAUCUCUGUCGGCAUCACCAGGCAGUCCCACGCGACCACAGAUCCGGCAAAAGAUAGAGAAUAAACCCCUUCAAGAACAACUUUCUGUAAACCAAAUUAAAACUGAACCUGUGGAUUAUGAAUUCAAACCCAUCGUGGUUGCUUCAGGAAUCAACUGUUCAACCCCUUUACAAAACGGGGUUUUUAGCGGUGGUGGCCCAUUGCAGGCGACCAGCUCUCCUCAGGGUGUGGUGCAAGCUGUUGUUCUGCCAACAGUUGGUUUGGUGUCUCCCAUUAGCAUCAAUUUAAGUGACAUUCAGAAUGUACUUAAAGUGGCAGUCGAUGGUAAUGUCAUACGGCAAGUUUUGGAGAAUAAUCAAGCCAAUCUUGCAUCCAAAGAACAAGACACAAUCAGUGCUUCAUCCCUACAACAAGGUGGCCACUCUGUGAUUUCAGCCAUCAGCCUUCCUUUGGUUGAUCAAGAUGGAACAACCAAAAUUAUCAUUAACUACAGUCUGGAGCAGCCCAGUCAACUUCAGGUUGUUCCGCAGAAUUUAAAAAAAGAAAAUCCGGUCCCCACAAACAGCUGCAAAAGCGAGAAGCUACCAGAAGAUCUGACUGUUAAGUCUGAGAAGGACAAAAGCUUUGAAGGAGGCGCGGAUGACAGCACUUGCCUUCUGUGUGACGACUGUCCGGGCGAUCUCAAUGCACUUCCCGAACUGAAGCACUAUGACCUGCAGCAGCCUGCGCAGCCGCCUCCAGCCCCGGCCCCAGAAGCGGAGAAGCCCGAGGCCUCUGUCCCUUCAGGCGCUGGGGAUGGCAGUUUGUCCCCCAGUCACCCACCUCUGAAGAACCUCUUGUCCCUUCUGAAAGCAUAUUAUGCUUUGAACGCACAGCCCAGCGCGGAGGAGCUCUCCAAAAUCGCCGACUCGGUGAACCUGCCCCUGGACGUCGUUAAGAAGUGGUUUGAGAAGAUGCAGGCUGGGCAGAUUUCAGUGCAGCCUUCUGAACCGUCUUCUCCUGAACCCGGCACAGUAAACAUCCCCGUGAAGAACGAGGAUCAGCCUCCACCCACGACUGACAGUGAAGCCCAGGACGGCACAAAAAGCCUACAGAGCCCUCUGAAGAAGACUGACUCUCCGGGUCCGCCGGCGGGAUCAGCCGUCAGCGGCUCUAGAAGCAGUACCCCGUCCCCGUCCCCUCUCAACCUCUCCUCAUCCAGAAAUCCACAGGGUUACCCGUACACAGCGGAGGGUGCACAGGAAGAGCCUCAAGUAGAACCUCUUGAUCUUUCACUACCAAAGCAACAGGGAGAAUCAUUGGAAAGGUCAACUAUCACUAGUGUUUACCAGAACAGUGUUUAUUCUGUCCAGGAAGAACCCUUGAACUUGUCUUGUGCAAAAAAGGAGCCACAAAAGGACACUUGUGUUACAGACUCAGAACCAGUUGUAAAUGUAAUCCCACCAAGUGCCAACCCCAUAAAUAUUGCUAUCCCGACAGUCACUGCCCAGUUACCCACAAUCGUGGCCAUUGCUGACCAGAACAGUGUUCCGUGCUUACGCGCACUGGCUGCCAAUAAGCAGACUAUUCUGAUUCCCCAGGUGGCUUACACAUACUCAGCUACAGUCAGCCCUGCCGUCCAGGAGCCACCCUUGAAAGUCAUCCAGCCCAACGGAAGUCAGGAUGAAAGGCAAGACACUAGCUCAGAAGGGGUGUCAAACGUCGAGGAUCAGAAUGACUCUGAUUCUACGCCACCCAAAAAGAAAAUGCGAAAGACAGAAAAUGGAAUGUAUGCUUGUGAUCUGUGUGAUAAGAUAUUCCAGAAGAGUAGCUCAUUAUUGAGACACAAAUAUGAACACACAGGGAAACGACCUCACGAGUGCGGGAUCUGCAAGAAGGCGUUCAAACACAAACACCACCUGAUCGAGCACAUGCGACUGCACUCGGGGGAAAAGCCCUACCAAUGUGACAAGUGCGGAAAGCGCUUCUCGCACUCGGGCUCCUACUCGCAGCACAUGAACCACCGCUACUCCUACUGCAAGCGCGAGGCGGAGGAGCGCGGGGGCGCCGAGCCCGAGCCGGAAGAGGCGGGCCCGGAAGGGGCGGGGCCGGAAGCCGUGCGGCGCGAGCGCGCGGGCGACUCCGACGAGCGGGAGAGCCUGACGCGGGAGGAGGACGACGAGAGCGACAAGGACGACGACGAGGAGGAGGACAGGGAGCUGGAGGAGCUGCAGGACGGGAAGGGAUGUGGCAGGCCGCAGGGGGACGGGGACGAGGACGGGGACGAGGAGGAGGAGGCCGCGGAGGAGGAAGAAGGCGCGGGGGCGGAGGCCGGGGCCGCGGGGCCCGCGGGCAGCGUGGAGCAGAAAGUGAGCGAGGGCGGCGAGCGCGCGUCCGGAGAGCGAGCCAACGAGGCCUGAGCGCGCCGGCGCGAGUGGAGGCCGGCCGGUGGUGCGGAGGGCUCUCCAGUACCCAUGCUUGCGCGGGAGCGCCUACUGUGCUUCCUGUUCACUACUGUGUAAAGUAAAAACAGCGACAAAAACACAAAAACAACAAAAAAGCAAAAAACACACAAAAAAAUCCGGGUGUGCCUGAACCUCAGACCUAGUCAUUUCUCAAGUUAUGAACAAGUUUGUACCGUGAAGCAGAUUAGGAAACUUGACUGACUCAGAAAGCGGAGACGGGACAGGGAGAGGAAGCUGAAGAAUGAAUUAGAUAAGCAUCCGGCAUUGUUUCAUGUGAUCAGUAUUAAUUAUCACUUACGUUGGUUUAUUCUUACGCUGUACAAUUGGGAGAAAUUUUAUAAUUUUAUAUUGGUAAACAUAUGCUAAAUCCGCUUCAGUAUUUUAUUAUGUUUUUUAAAAUGUGAGAAUUUCUGCACUACAGAAUUCCCUUCACGGAGAAGUGUAAUGCGAUUCCAAACCGUGCUGGCUACCCUGGCUCGAUCAGCCUGCAAGGUAGCCAUUUCGAACCCUUAGGUGUCGUAGUGGAGCGUAUUCUCAUGGGAAGUGUGUCGUUAGCCUUAAGAAAGCAGCCAGUAGAACGGAGGUUUCUUACUCGUGUGGGUUCAGAUGGAGUUGAGGAGACGUCGUGGCGUUCCGAUGGCAGGGACUACAGUGUUACUGCUGGGGAGGACAGCGGGGUCGUCAGAAUCAGUGUUCGUAAUUGUGUUCGCGUUCGUGGUAACCAAUAUGAAGGAUAUGAUAUGAAGCUUUGUAUCUCCUUUGGCCUUAAGCAAGACCUGUGUGCUGUAAGUGCCAUUUCUCAGUAUUUCCCAGGCUCUCACCCGCCUUCAUUCAGUGUGUGGCCUACAAUAACUAGCAUUUGUUGAUUUGUUUGUUGCAUCAAAAUUCCCAAGGAAAGCUGAAAACCACUGACUCCUGUCAGAGAAACGGAAACACUGGGACAUUUCACCUUUCAGUUGCUCAGUAUUCAUUUCGCGUUAAUUGACUUCACAGUUUCUCGAAUAUAAAUGAAAGGGAAAUUUUCUAAUCUGCUUUAUCCAUGUGCUUGCAUUUCAGACAUGGACAUGCCAUUGCUAUUUGGCUCAUAACUGUUUCCAAAUGUUAGUUAUUAUGGACCCCGUUUAUUAACAACAUUAGCUGGUUUUUACCUAUCAGUAUUAUUUUAUUUCUUUUAGUUUAUAGAUCCGUGCAACAUUUUUGUACUGUAUGUCUUCAAACCUGGCAGUAUUAAUACCCUUCUUACUGACAUAUGUACUUUUAGUUUUAGAAAACUUUUAUAUUUAUGUGUCUUAUUUUUAUAUUUCUUUAUUUAUUACACAGUGUAGUGUAUAAUACUGUAGUUUGUAUUAAUACAAUAAUAUAUUUUAGUAUGAAAAUUUGGAAAGUUGAUAAGAUUUAAAGUAGAGAUGCAAUUGGUUGUCUUGCAUUGAGAUUUGAUUUAACAGUGUUAUGUUAACAUUUAUACUUGCCUUGGACUGUAGAACAGAAUUUAAAUGGGAAUGUAUUAGUUUUACAACUACAAUCAAGUCAUUUUACCUUUACCCAGUUUUUAAUAUAAAACUCUUAAAUUUUGAAAUUCACUGUGUGACUAAUAGCAUGAUGCUCUACAGUUUUAUUAAGAGAUUAGCCUAACCAUAAAACUCUCAUUUCCUUAGUAAGCCAAAUUAGGAUUACCUUAUAUAAACAGUGUUGGGAACAAUGUUUAACAUUUUGUGCCAAUUUGUUCCUGUAUUCAUGUAUGUAAGCUACAAUCUGACUCUUCAUUUUUAAGUUCCUUGUCACACCAUGGUCAUUUUCUAGUUUUUUACCGGACUUCCCCCAUCUCACAAUAAAAUGCAUCAACAAGCCUGA